Pundamilia nyererei is the source of this 1617-nucleotide messenger RNA. It is a transcript of the gene hmg20b, whose product is annotated as high mobility group 20B. NCBI's taxonomy places the organism in Eukaryota, Metazoa, Chordata, Actinopteri, Cichliformes, Cichlidae. Gene Ontology annotation, biological process: regulation of gene expression. The transcript has 9 exons. The coding region runs from base 161 to 1045 and encodes 294 amino acids. The record is from RefSeq and is a predicted model, not a curated record. Gene Ontology annotation, cellular component: nucleus.
AGCCAACCGAUCACGAGUCUCCCUAUCGACCAAUCAGGAGACAGGCAGGCUGUUCUUCCUGUUUGGCUGAGGGAUUCAUUAUCGGAUUUCUCCCCACGGAAUUACUCUCUAACGGAUAAACACGUUUUUAUUCUGAGAGUCAGCUGCACGGACACAGAUCAUGGGAGGGAUCAAACAAGAGCAGAGUGAUGCAUCACAUCAGCCCAAAGCUUCACAGACAGCGGAUCAACCCCCAGAAGAGCCCAAGAAAAGAGGCUGGCCGAAGGGAAAGAAAAGGAAGAAGGUGCUGCCAAAUGGUCCCAAGGCACCUGUUACAGGAUAUGUGCGCUUUCUGAAUGAACGGCGAGAACAUAUGCGGGCCAGAUACCCUGAUUUACCUUUCCCAGAAAUCACCAAGAGACUCGGAGCAGAGUGGACACGAUUAGCUCCGAUGGACAAACAGCGUUAUCUGGAUGAAGCGGAACGAGAGAAGAUGCAGUAUGCCCAGGAACUGAAGGAAUAUCAGCAGACUGAGGCCUAUCAGAUCACCAGUGCUAAAAUACAAGACAAGAGGAUCAAAAAAGAAGACACACCAUCUGCAGUUAUCGGCACUAGUUCAGGAUCCUCCUUAACAAAGGCUUCUGACCUCUCAAACAGAUUUGACAUUCCUAUUUUCACCGAAGAGUUCCUCGAUCAGAACAAAGCUCGAGAGGCAGAGUUGCGACGCCUCCGUAAGGCCAACAUUGAGUUUGAGGAGCAGAAUGCAGUGCUGCAGCGGCACAUUAAGGACAUGUACAAUGCUAAAGAGCGCCUGGAGGCUGAAUUGGGGCAAGAUGAGAAACGUACCCAGGCUCUCCAGCAACACUUGAUGGCUAUUAAGCACACACUGGUCAACAGUCUCUCAUCGGUGCCCUUGCCAGGUACUGGGGAGACAGCAUCUCUUGGAAAUCUGGAUUCAUACCUGAGUCGUCUCAGCGGAGUACUCGAGGGCAACCCUCAUAAACACCGUGCCCUGCUUACCCAGCUUUGUGAGGUCCUAUCUCACCUGGACAGUGAGAAGAUAUGAGGAGGCUGCAGACAGAGACACACCCAGUCUUGGAUCACGGACACGCGAGAGGCUUGGUGCUUUUAGGUCAAAUCAUUGCCAAUCAGCAGAGCAUGUAGAUAGGAACAGGUACUUCAGAACAACACACAUAAUCCAUGUCUGCAUGCUUAUAGUUUAUGAAUAUGUGUGGACGUGUGUAUUCCCACACAUACAUUUUGUGAAUGUAAGUCUGUGCGGCGGGGUUGAGGGGGCUUUACAAUUCAUAAAUGUCAUCAAAUAAAAUGUCAUUUUACUUUCUGCUGCCUUAAUUAAGUCUUUUGGGAGUCACCUUCCCCUUAUCGUGUAGUCGUCUACAGGUACAUGGCAUGUACAGCAAGCCGAAUGAUCAGUUUACUGUAAAUGAUUUGUGGCGUGUGUUUGGCGGUGGGAUGCAUAAGUAGUUAUUUUUAAAAACUGGAAAGGGGUGAGUAUGCAUGGUGGAAUUUCUAUUGAUAAUGUCAGGUUCUGAAAUGGACAGUUUGUUUGCCAUGUUGUCAGAAAACUGAAUAUUUGUAUUUUUCCAGAGAUGUUCAUUAAACCAUUCUGAAAAUGGA